GACCUUGCCAUCAGCCUCAGAAUCAAACUGGGAGACUGGUUCAGGGUGCUUCAGCUACUCAAAACUGGCUCUGGAGACUGUGAUGAUGCUCUGCUAGAACAGGCGUACAAUGCAAUCGGAGAUUACUUUGCUGACAGACAGAAGUGGGUCAAUGCAGUGCAGUACUACCUUCAGGGCCGUAACCAGGAGAGGCUUGCAGAGUGCUACUACAUGUUAGAGGACUAUGACGGCCUUGAGAGGCUGACCACUGUGCUGCCAGAGAAUCAUAAACUUUUACCAGAAAUUGGACAGAUGUUUGCUACUGUGGGCAUGUGUGAACAAGCUGUGAACGCCUACCUUAAGUGCAACCAGCCCAAAGCUGCUGUUGAUACAUGUGUCCAUCUGAACCAGUGGAACAAAGCAGUGGAACUUGCUAGAACCCACAACAUGAAGGAGAUUAAAUCUCUUCUGUCCAAAUAUGCCUCACAUCUUCUUGAGAAGAAUAAAACUCUAGAGGCAGUGGAACUGUAUCGGAAAGCCCACCAUUUCCUUGAUGCAGCCAAACUCAUGUUUAAGAUAGCGGAUGAGGAGGCGAAGAAAAGGACUCGACCGCUGCGGGUGAAGAAGCUCUAUGUGCUGGCAGCACGUCUCGUUGAAAAUUACCACGAGCAGGUGAAAACGUCACAGCAGAGCAAAGCCAAAGGGAAGAAGUCUGAGGCAACAUUUGCACUUGCUGGGCUGCUCGAGGAAGAUGCAACCUCUUCAGACAAUCGUGUUGUGGACAACGCCUGGCGUGGAGCUGAGGCUUACCACUUCUUCCUCCUUGCUCAAAGACAGCUGUAUGAAGGCUACAUGGAGAACGCCAUGCGCACAGCCAUUCAUCUGUGUGAGUAUGAGGACAUCAUUCCAGCAGUGGAGAUCUACUCUCUACUUGCCAUUUGCUCCGCAGCCAACCGGGCGUUUGGCACAUGCUCACAGGCCUUUAUCAAACUGGAAUCUCUACCUAGUCUGGAACCUGAACUGCGGCAGUUCUACGAGGACCUGGCCCUGGAGAUCUUCACCAAGCAUGCACCGAAGGACAGUCGCACGAUGGAGCGGGAAAGAUCAUCAGAGGGGGCAGAAGGAAAGUUACCCACAUGCAUCGUGACCGGUCUGCCGAUCCAGGAGUACCAGUUCUGGAUGUGCAGUGUGUGUAAACACUGUGCUCUGGAGCAGGAGAUUGGAAAAUAUAACUGCUGCCCUCUGUGCCACACUCCUGUAGUAUGAAGCAGAGGGACUUUUUUCAGACAGAAAACCACACUUCAAAACAUUUAAUGUACUUUACUCACAUAUUGUUUCUUUUUAUGAAUUUAUGGAAUAUAUUUGUUAUUCUUAUUUUGUUGUUGUCCUCUUUUUGUGGUUAAGUCUGUAAUAUUCAGUUAUGAAGGUACAAACAGAACAAAGACCUAAACUGAUAUUGUCAAACAGCAAAAUAUAUGUUCAGCAAGCUUCAGCUUAUCCCUCUUUAUAUAAUUGAUUUAAAUGUUGAGUUCUUUUACAGUGAAUGUUGUAAAAUACUUGAAUGAAUAUAAAUGCUUUGUUAACUAUUUUUAUAUUGAGGUCCACAGUGAAUAAACAGUGUAUAAAAUGUA
Molecule: messenger RNA, 1610 nt
Organism: Lates calcarifer (barramundi perch)
Lineage: Eukaryota; Metazoa; Chordata; Actinopteri; Centropomidae
Product: WD repeat-containing protein 35
Exons: 8
Biological process (GO): intraciliary retrograde transport; non-motile cilium assembly; protein localization to cilium
Cellular component (GO): non-motile cilium; intraciliary transport particle A
Source: RefSeq, a predicted model, not a curated record